AUGGUCAAAGCAGUCCGAGGUAGGACUGAUCCCUUCAUGUGUGGCCUGCAGCUGCUGACGAACCGUGCAGGCACUCUCGUCAAAUGCGACGCGUCUAUCAAGGCCAUGCUUGUCGACAUCGACAGCAAGAACAAUAACGAGUUCAUCAUCGAGGAAUUGGACGAAGAGCAUCUCUUGGUCAAGGAGACUAAGAUCGCGCAGCUCAAGGCGCGUCUUCAGACCAUGAUAAAGGAGCGCCUCAAGAACCCAGAAGAGGACUCGGGCUCGGACUGA
Messenger RNA from Trematosphaeria pertusa, 273 nucleotides. RefSeq lists its product as uncharacterized. The transcript has 2 exons. NCBI's taxonomy places the organism in Eukaryota, Fungi, Ascomycota, Dothideomycetes, Pleosporales, Trematosphaeriaceae. The record is from RefSeq and is a predicted model, not a curated record. Bases 1 to 273 code for a protein of 90 amino acids. Gene Ontology annotation, cellular component: transcription factor TFIIH core complex; transcription factor TFIIH holo complex. Gene Ontology annotation, biological process: transcription by RNA polymerase II; transcription initiation at RNA polymerase II promoter; nucleotide-excision repair, preincision complex assembly.